Vigna umbellata (rice bean) is the source of this 3956-nucleotide messenger RNA. The record is from RefSeq and is a predicted model, not a curated record. Lineage: Eukaryota; Viridiplantae; Streptophyta; Magnoliopsida; Fabales; Fabaceae.
UGUGAAGAAAGUGGUAGCCAAGAUGCAAAACCUUCUCUAUCUGGUCAUCCAAUUGACAGUGCGUCUCCAGUGUUGUCUCCUGUGAUUGAAAGCAAACCAUCAAUUGGUGAAGAACUAAAUAACUACAGUAGCAAAUCUGGCCUGGAUGAACAAUCACAUCGUAAAGUUGAAGACUUUGAUAUUGAGGAUUUGUGCAAUGUUAAUGACUUAAAGCAAGCUGAUUAUGUACAGAGUGUUUCUACAAAUGGGAACAACUCAAGAAAGAUUGUUAGUGUCUCAAGGAGAAGAAAGAUUGCAGAUGAUAGAAAAAGAAGUGGUGAAAUUAGUAGAGCAGUUUUGAAGGAUGAAAGCUGUGCAGGUUAUGCUAGUUUUUCCAGGUCUGGGGAGAAAUUGAAAGAUAAAAAAAAGGGGAAAGAUUCAUUUUCUGUUAGGUCAGAUUCUUUAGAUGCUCCAAAAUCAGACUCUGAUAUUAACAGUGGAAGUAAAAAUAAGAACCUGCUGAAAGUUAAAACAAGUCUUAAGGUUAAAAAAGAGUUACAAGAGAGCUUUGAAUGUUCUGAGGCUGAGAGAAGAAAACCUCUUAAACAUAACAAAACCCAUGUUCAUGGAAAACGUAAUUUGGGAACAUAUGAAACCUCACAUGCUACCAAGAAGUUGAAGUUUAUGGAUAACAAAGACAACAAGACUUCAAAAUCUCUCUCGGAAGAUGGGAAUAGUGUUUUUCCUAGCUCUCCUGACAAAGAAUUCAAACAAAUAGAGUUGAAAAGGUCUACAUCACGUUUGAAAUCAGAAAAAGGUUUGUCAUCGAGGGGUCAGAUCAGCAUUGUAGGUUCUGAUGAUUCUGUUGGUGAACUGCUGCCCGAGACAAAACAUCGUGUCCAAGUCCUGCAAUCUAUGCCUGAUUCUGCUAGUGUUGCAACUGGUGGACAUACAGAGAUAAGUUCUCUUGGAUCGCAAGGUGACACAAAUAAUGUUGCAAUUAAGCAAGCAAAGAGGAGACGAAGAGCUGUUUGCGUUUCUGAUGAUGAUGAUGAACCGAAGACUCCUGUUCAUAGAGGAGCUGCUAAAGAUAUUAAAUCAACUUCUUUUGUUUCAGAGGUUAUGAAGAGCAGUGAUACACUGCUAGAGAACACUGAUGUUGCUCAGCUGGCUACCAAAAACCCUAUUGCACUUGAGGAUGUCCAUUUUAAAGAAUCCACUUCUGAAUUACAAAAUGACAAUUUGUCAACUGGGCAUCCUCAAAAAGAGACUGAUGAAGUUAUUCCUGUUCAAUUACCUCAUAGUCCUGGGAGAUUAGGUUCAAAGCAACUGCCUCCCAAGGUGGUGGAUAAAUUGAGGUCCAUCUCUCCUGUAAAUUCACCUCGUUCUCUUCAUACAACAAAGUCAAAUGCUGAGCAAAAUAAAUCUUCCAAACGUAUGCUUCAAGUUUCCAGUAAUUCUACUCAAAAGAAGGUUGAUAACGUGUCUUCAAAGAAUUUAAAUAGCUUCAGCUCUUCACCAAGUCAGGUCACUACUCAUAAAAAGAAGCCUGCACCUUCAGCUGAAACUUCUAAAACUACACCAAAGACAUUAUCACAAGCAGUUGAAGUUCCAGUUACAACAGAAAAUUUAAAGGAAUUUGAUGCUUUUCAUGUUGAUAGGACUCCAGAAACUCCUAAGACUAUGAAGAAUCUUAUUGCAGCUGCACAGGCAAAACGGAGACAAGUAGCUCAAGCUCAAUUUCAGCCUCUUUCCACUUACUAUACUCAAGGGGGAACACCAAGUCCCUCUACAAUUCAACCAUUUUUGUCUGCCUCAAGUAAUUUUGAUCAGGCUGAUUGGCAGGUAGUUCUUGAACACCCAACAUUGGCUUCUCCAUCAACUAAUGGGUAUCAAUCCAUUUCUCAAAAUGAACUUGAUGCUGUAGAAAAUGAGGAGAAAAUAGUUAGUCCAGUGCAAAAGGAUGUAAGGGGUUCUCUAAGUGGCGGUACUGAUGCCGCUAUUGCUCGUGAUGCCUUUGAAGGAAUGAUAGAGACUUUGUCUAGGACCAAGGAAAGUAUUGGGCGUGCAACACGUUUAGCUAUUGAUUGUGCUAAGUAUGGCAUUGCCAAUGAGGUUGUUGAACUUCUUAUUCGAAAGCUGGAAAGUGAAACUAGUUUUCAUCGUAAAGUGGAUUUGUUUUUUCUUGUUGAUUCCAUCACCCAGUGCUCUCAUAAUCAAAAAGGCAUUGCAGGAGCCUCAUACAUCCCCACAGUUCAAGGAGGGUUGCCACGCCUUCUUAGUGCUGCUGCUCCCCCUGGGGCCAGUGCUUCUGAAAAUCGUCGUCAAUGUCUCAAGGUUUUAAAGCUGUGGCUUGAGAGGAAAAUUUUCCCUGAAUCAGUUCUUCGUCGUUACAUGGAUGAUAUGACAGUUAUUUGUUCCUUUAGGCGUCCUUCUCGUGCUGAACGUUCUCUUGAUGACCCAAUUAGAGAAUUGGAGGGCAUGUUUGUUGAUGAGUAUGGAAGUAAUACAUUUAAGCUGCCUGGCUUUUUAUCUUCUUGUGUGUUUGAAGAAGAUGAAGACAAUGAUUUUCCAAGUAAUGCAUCUCCAGCAGAUGCGAUGCGCAUUGUUGGGGAUUCUGAAACUUCUACUUUUACCCCAAGUGACAAGCGCCAUUGUGUCUUGGAGGAUGUGGAUGGUGAGCUGGAAAUGGAAGAUGUUUCAGGUCACCUUAAGGAGGAAAGACCUUUAUCACUGAACAGUCCUUCUGAAAAGGAUUCUCAACUUCAGAGCUCGGAAAGGAUUUUAGUUCCAGCAUCAAACAUUUCUGCUGAGAUACCUGAUGAUAUUCUUGAGGGCUCUCCUCCUUUGCCAUUAGAUUCACCCCCUUCUCCUCCACCUUUGCCUUCCUCGCCUCCACCCCCUCCUUUGCCACCCCCAAGCCCUCCACCUUCACUGGUUCCUCAAUCAUAUGAGCCUGUUCAGCCUCCACUUUUCUCCCAGACAAUAGUGCCACCUCAAUUAUCGCAUCAGUCAUCACCAUUGUCAGGGUUUCAGCAGAGUGUACCUCAUGAUUUUAGUGGCUCAACCAAUGGCAACCAAAUAGGUCAAGUGGCUGGAAAUUCUUUCCCUGGAAGUCACAAUAGCUCAGUUGUCAAGAAUGAAAUAUUACAACAGCCAUCUGCUUGCUUUCCUGCAAUGGCAGGCUGCAACUCUCAAGAACCUUCUGGUUUUAACCCUCCGAGGCAGUUAGAAUAUGGACAAAAUGAUAUGUAUCUAAAUUCUCAAGGCCCUCAACCUAAUAUUCAAUUUCAGCCAGCUAACCCACCAUUUGCUCCAAGACAUGUGCAUCCUGCCCUACCCGAAAAUUCAUCCAAUCAAUACUCAUAUCCAAAGCCUACAAUUCCCCAGCACCUUCCACAUUCUUUCCUUCCCCCCUUCUCAUUGCCAUCAGUUCCAGAUGGCCAGAGGCAAUUUGGUGCUAAUGAGCAAUGGAGGAGACCAUCAAGUGAAUUUAUAACAAACAAUCAGCAGGGUCUAUGGAUAGGGAGAAAUCCUUCAUGUCCUGCUCCUCCCUUUGGGCAGGAAGGUUUUUUUCGGCCACCACUAGAAAGACCACCAAUAAACAACGUAGGUUUUCAGCAUGCAAAUCCUAGCAACAUACCUACUCAUCCUAUGACAGGACAUGGUGUUCCUCAGAUGUUGUCCUGUAGACCAGAUAUACCUGCACUUAAUUUUUGGAGGCCUACCUGAUGCUGAUAGAAAUAUUGUAAAAUUCAUCUGUACAAUUGUGUUGAUGCUUGUGGAUCAACUAUCGAGGUCACACAUUGUGGUUUGAAGUUAGAUUCACUUGUGUAGAACAUAUGGACCACUACCCGAGGAAAGUUUUGAAAACUUGUGGAGGCUUUUGGCAGGACUGUGUAUAUUAUAAUUUUUCCUGACAAUGUAUCCCAAGAACAUAUGCUUCCAAGUUUAGGUCCUUGUUUCUGACUUGGUUA